AAGAGCACACAUCGGAACGUUUUCCAGAAUUUCCCCACUCCUGAUUGAUCUUUGAAUUUGUGAUUGUUUGUUUGUCCGUUAACAAUGGCACCCAAGGCGGAGAAGAAGCCGGCGGAGAAGAAACCGGCGGAGGAGAAGAAGGCCGAGAAGGCUCCGGCGGAGAAGAAGCCGAAGGCCGGGAAGAAGCUGCCGAAGGAGGCCGGCGCCGGCGGCGAUAAGAAGAAGAAGAUGAAGAAGAAGAGCGUCGAGACUUACAAGAUCUACAUCUUCAAGGUGCUGAAGCAGGUUCAUCCUGACAUCGGAAUCUCCAGUAAGGCCAUGGGGAUCAUGAACAGCUUCAUCAACGACAUCUUCGAGAAGCUCGCUCAGGAGGCUUCAAGGCUAGCCAGGUACAACAAGAAGCCCACAAUCACAUCCCGUGAAAUUCAGACCGCCGUCAGACUUGUUCUUCCCGGAGAACUCGCGAAACACGCCGUUUCCGAGGGUACCAAGGCCGUCACAAAAUUCACUAGCUCUUGAACUGUGAAUUAGGGUUUCUGUACCUAGGUUUUGCCUUGUGGUUUGAAGAUUUGGAGAACUAAAUUAGGGUUAGGGGUUGUACCGCUGAAUUUCUUUGCUAGUUUCAAAUUUUAUGGUGCUGUAAUUACUGCUCUAAAAUCGAUUCGUGUGUUGAGACUCAAAUCUUUCUUCUCCGCUGAUUAUGUCAUUACUGUUUAAGACCCUUUUUGAAAAUUUCUGUCACUGUUUAUCGAUACAAUUCUGUUGAAGAAGAUUUGGUUUGAACCA
Messenger RNA from Tarenaya hassleriana, 786 nucleotides. Its product is annotated as histone H2B.11-like. Lineage: Eukaryota; Viridiplantae; Streptophyta; Magnoliopsida; Brassicales; Cleomaceae. The record is from RefSeq and is a predicted model, not a curated record. Gene Ontology annotation, biological process: nucleosome assembly. Gene Ontology annotation, cellular component: nucleosome. Gene Ontology annotation, molecular function: DNA binding; structural constituent of chromatin; protein heterodimerization activity. The coding region runs from base 85 to 519 and encodes 144 amino acids. The transcript has 3 exons.